Messenger RNA from Acanthosepion pharaonis, 1416 nucleotides. Lineage: Eukaryota; Metazoa; Mollusca; Cephalopoda; Sepiida; Sepiidae. The record is from the annotation of a GenBank genome assembly.
AUGACACUUAAUCCUGAUUACAGACACUUACUCAAUUUUCAUUUCAUUUUCUUUCUUUUUUUAUUACUUCCUCCUCAAUAUCUUUCUAAUUUACUAUUCACGUUCACCCUUUUCUUUAAUUUAUUUCUCUUUUGUUAUUUUUCUCUUUCUUUUUUAUGUUUUCUUUCAUUUUCUUUCCUUUCAUUCACUCCCUUUUCUCUUUACUUCCUUCUUUUGCUUUUUCUAAUUUUAUUCCUCAAUCUUAUCCCGUGUAUUCUUUCAUUUCCUCUUUUUUCUUCCUUUCUUCUUCGCUUUUCUUUUUCACUGUUUAAAUCCGUUUUUAUUCCUUUUGGCUUCCUUAUUUUUCUUCCUAUUUUACCAGAUUUUCUUCUUUUUCCUUCUUUUUGUCGUCUUCUUUCUAUUUUCUGUAAUUCUUUCCUUUUUUAUCUUUCUUUCUUUCUUAUUUUACUUACUUUUCCUUCUCUUUUUCCUUCUAAAUUCAUUCGUUUUUUCUUCUGCCGAUCUUUUUAUAUUUCUUUUCUUUUUUCUUUCUUUACUUUUUUCCCCUUAUCUUUCUUUCAUGUUUUCUUUCUUUUUCAUAAUUUCCUGAGUUUUUUUUUCCUUCUUAAGUCUUUUUUUCCCGUCUUACUUCCGUUUUACUUUUAUUCCUUUCUCUUCUUUUUUAAAUUCUUUUCGACCAGAGACUUUUUUAUUUAUUUUGUAACCAUUCAUACACCAUUCCUAUCAUUUCAAAUUUGUCUUUCUUUUCUCUUUCUACUAAAGAACUCUUUUUCAUCCGUUACUCUUUCAUUCAAUGAGUUAUCUUCCUUCCUUUUUCGCCACACUUCUUGUCAAAACUCCUGCAGUCUGCUAUGUUUUUGUUCACCUUUUUUUUUAUUCAUUCUUUUUUUUGGAUUCUUUCAUUUAAUCUUUUUUCAUAUAUAUUUCAUCCUUUUUUCUUCUUCUUUCAUUCAUAAUUUUUCUUAUUUCCUUCCUUCAUUCUUUUUUCUCAUUCCUUUCAUUCAUUCAUUGUCUUAUUUCUUUCAAUCGUUAUUUUUAUUACUUAUGUCUUUGAUUAUUUUCUUACCAUUUUAUUCAUUCUUUUUCUCAUUCUAUUCUCUUUUCAAUCAUUCUUUUCUUAUUCUUUCAUUCAUCAUUUUCUUUAUUCCUUUUAUUCAUUUUAUCUUUUAUGCAUUUUUUCACUCAUUUUUCUCAUUCGUUCUUUCAAUUAAUUAUGAUUAUAAAUAUUUUCUCAAGUUUCAUUUCAUUUUUCUUCCGUUUCAUUUCAACCCUUUUCCUUAUUUUUUUCUUUCAAUAAUUUAUUUCACUAUUCUUCAUUAUUCUUAUCUCAUUCACAUACUUCAUUCUUGCUUUUAUUUUUUAUUCAAUCUUUUCCUUAUUGUUUUCGUUCAUUCUUUUUCAUAUCUGUUUCAUUGA